This is a messenger RNA of Cuscuta campestris, 4301 nucleotides long. NCBI's taxonomy places the organism in Eukaryota, Viridiplantae, Streptophyta, Magnoliopsida, Solanales, Convolvulaceae. The record is from the annotation of a GenBank genome assembly.
ACAACCCAGUUAAAUCCCACAAGAGUAGGGUCUGGGGAGGGUGUGUGUACGCAGACCUUGCCCCUACUCGAAAGUAGAGAGGCUGUUUCCAAAGAGACCCCCGGCUCAACGUCGAAAGUUGCAUUGCUUGACUAACUGCUACUUCAUUAAUUAAAGAAGCGCAAAUAGUUUAGAUAUCCAUUUUGAUUUAUUCCAUCACACCCCAAAGCCAAAAACAAGCAAGCCAUAGUUCCUUUGUCUUGGAAAUUGGUGCCUCAUAGUAAAAGACAUCCCAUCUUACGCCCACCAAAGUAAAACAGUGCCACUCAAAAGCACCAUGUGCAUAUGGGUCUUCCCCUUCAUCCAACCCAUGAAAAGGUACUUACUGCUUCUGCUUAACUCCCUCCGUACUCAUCACCAUUAAUUCCCCCAAACAAAACCCAUUAAUAAUUUCUACCCAAAAACCCAAAAACAAAAAAAAAAUGAGAAAAACAAAAUAAAAAUUACAGCUUGGGAAAAGCUUGCUGAGAAGCAAAGAAGAAAGAAAAGCUUCUUCUCAUUACCAAAUCCUUUUUGCGCCACACUGCUCUCUGAACUGAACUUUCACCUUUCCCUUCCUUGCAAUCCAUCUUUCACGUGCUUCUUGUCCGUGUUUUUUUAUACUAUGCGUACAGUAUAUGUGAAUUACAGUUAAUAAUAAAUUUUCACUUUUUCCUUCGUAUUUCUUGAUCUAUCCGAAUGCUGGCAGAUCUGGGUCCGGAAUUCUACUUUCAAUCUCGGGAUUGAUCCGAUUUUGGAGGGGGGUCUUGGCGGGUUUCGAUCUCCAGUGCAUUGGAGCUCAAGGUGAGUUAAAGGGCACGGCUGAAAUUCUUGAAGUGAAAGUUCUUUAGCUGGGACUCGAGCUGCUGAAGAAUUUUGCAGUUGAAGAAUUUUGGGUUUUAAUUUUAGGGUUUAGUUGGGUUGUGAUUCAUUUGGUAUUUGAGCUCCACAGUUGAGGCUUUGCAUUUGAUUAUUUGUGGUUUAGGCUUUCUUGGUAUCUAUUUGGAAUCCAUUGUUACCUUUAGUUUGGAAACCUGUUAAUGGUUGCCCAUAUGGAGAUGUUGACAUUGAAUUUGGCUGCCUCAUUGGGCGAAAGAUAUAUAUACACGGGUUAAGUUCGUACAAGCGAAAGUUUGGUUAGGUCGUUUGUUCAUGAGGCACCGCAGAGCAAUUUGAUUAUUACCAAUUAUUGGUUUUGUUGGGCUUUGGAUACUGAGAUGCCUCCUUCACCAUCGAUGAGACGUUCCCCUGGAAGGGCAGAGCCCAAGGCAGUAAAUCACAAGAGAGGUCACAGUGUAGAAAGUCGGGCAGUUUUCAAGGAGAAAGACGAUGAUGACCUUGCGCUGUUCAACGAGGUGCAAAGCAGAGAAAGGGAUCAUUUCUUGCUUGAUGCCAAGGAUGAAUUUGAAGACAUAUGCUCAACUAGACUUAGAUGCUUUUCGGAGUAUAAGCGCGGGAUUUCCAUCCCUGCUCGGGGAGAGGGCAGCGAAUUGCUCAAUGAUGAGGGAAACAAGAAUGAUUAUGACUGGUUAUUAACUCCACCAGACACACCUCUUUUUCCUUCAUUGGAUGACGACGAGAUACCACCACCGGUUAAUGUUUCCCAGAGGGGAAGGCCUCGAAGUCAACCCAUAUCAAUCUCUAGAUCAUCCACCAUGGAGAUGAGCCAUAGAAGUAGCAGAGGUAGUGCGAGUCCAGGCGCGGAUUCGGGAAGAGGAGCCAGAAGGGGACAAUUGUCGAAUAGAGGAAACUCGGCAUCUCCAAAGAUUAGGGCAUGGCAAUCUAAUUUGCUUCCUGGGUUUUCCAUGGAGGCACCUCCUAACCUUCGCACUUCCUUGGCAGACCGACCAACAUCUUAUGUUAGGGGAUCCUCACCAGCAUCAGGAAAUGGAUCCCGGUCUGGCAGAAAAUCAUCAAUGUCCCCUGUUAGAAGUGUCAGUUCUACGUAUAGUCAUGACCGGGAUCGUGUGAGCUCAUAUGGUAAAUGUUCAGUUGCAUCAUCCGGCGAUGAUGACACAGAAUCUUUACAAUCGACCCCUGCGAGCAGUUUAGACCCUUUGGGUCCAAGAAGUUUUGGGGGGACAUUCCAACAUAAUAAAGCUCUGGGUUCAAAGAAGAAGAUGACUAGAAUAACUUCUUCCAGUUCUGCUCCAAAGAGGUCCAUUGACUUGACACUUCGACAAAUGGAUCAGCGGAAAAGUCCACAUAAUAUGUUCAGGCCGCUGUUAUCAAGUGUACCUAGUUCAACGUUCUAUUCUGGCAAAGCAAGUGGCGCGCGUCGUUCCCUUGGAUCUCUACACUCUUCAGUCACAACCAGCAGUAAUGCUAGCUCUGAUCAAGGCAUCUGUAUUGCACAUGACACCGAAGCAAGCGAGCAAAAUCAGGACAUAAAUAGCGAACAUGUACAGUCAUUGUUUCAUGAUUCCGACAUAGUGUUCGCCUUAGAUAAUGAUGUUGACGCUCUAGACAAUUUAGAUCAUGGUAAUCAAAAUGUUGUGCCACCUAGCAGCCUGCUUGACAAACUAGAUGGUCCCCUUGCUGUUGAUUCUGGGUCAAUUGCUGAUGAAGGUUUCAGUACAAACACUGGAAAUUCUGAAGUAUUGACCCAAUUCGAAGCUCUAAUAGUUUGCUCGAAAUGCAGCUUGAAGUAUCCUCCUACAAAACCAGUUGAAGAAGAUCCCAAACUCUGUCCAGACUGCAAAAGUUUGGAAGCACAACAAGUUUUGAGCAGUCCAAUGACUAGAAUUUUGGUCGUCGCUGAUUCUCCGGGAGUUUUGGCUGGUCACAAUGAACAACAGGCUUAUAGUUACUGCGAAAAUCAGAGCGAUGUGCCAGGCUGGGACUUGACUUCAAAUAAGUCCAUUGAUCAAACACCAUUGCAACCAAGUGACUGUUCUAGUGCCACUGCUGAUGUUGCAGAGGGUGCAGGCAUUUCUCUGCUGCUGAAAAGGUGUGGCAGCGGCAAAGGGCAUAUUGUUCAAAACAGGACACUUAGUGCCACUAGCAUAGCAUAUGAUGAUUUGUCGUAUGUACGCGACAGUGUGAGCAGCCUGAGAAGCUCUUUUGGGCAUGGCAGUGCAUCUGCUUCAUCAUCUUCAGUUGACAUCAGGUCAACUACUCAAAUGGAGACCGGCAUUCAGCGGCAAUCCAGUGGCAGGAGGAAACCAGAGGCAGAAAGCUAUCGGAAUGAUGUUGAAGCAAACUUGUUGUUAUUGAGUAAUAAAGAUAGUAAGGGCGAAAGUAUUUGUAGAAUCCCUUUGGAACCCACGAGUCACACGACAAUUAUCCAUGCAGAGGAAACUUCGGCUGCAAAUUUUGACUCUACUUUUUCUGAAAAUGGUGACAUAUUAACUAACUCAGUUCAUUCGUUAGACAUGGAUCCUUCUUGCAUGGAAUCUGUGCCAUCAACUGUUAAAGAAGAUGUGCCAAAUUAUUGCGUUGACAAUUUGCAUGACACUGAAAUUCCUGAGGAAGACUGUUUUGAUGCAAAAUGUGGAGUGCAAAUUCAGAAUGAUGAUAUACGCUCUCAUCAUUUGCAGUCUGAUGGUAGUUCAGGGAGCAGUAGACAUGACGUGAAGGGGUGUGCUUUACAUGCAGCGAAUGAUGAAGAAAUUGGAGAUCCUUUUGAAACAGACGCUUGUCACAGAUACGAGGAAUCGACUGUUGUCAUAGAGGGACAUUCGGGUGUCAAAACAAGAAGCUUGACAUUAGAAGAAGCAACGGAUACAAUACUGUUUUGCAGCUCUCUGGUCCACAAUCUGGCAUAUAAGGCUGCCGAUAUAGCAAUUAGCAAGGAAAGUUCGUCCCAGCCUACUCCCACGGUAUUUGGCAAAGCCAGCCCAGAUAGAAGGGGGGACCUGUGGAGCAGAACCUCUGCGAGGCGCAACUCCAGGCCUUCUCAAAAGGUGAAACCAAAGGUGAUUGAACCUGAAUCACAACCCCCUCCAAACAACACCGAUUGUGACGAGAAAACCGAGAAAUCGGGUGCUCAUGUUGUGGGGGUGGGUCCCACAAAGGACGACGCCUUGAAGCCUCCUCCCCCUCCAAAACAGGAAUCCAAAUGCAACUGCACAAUCAUGUGAGUCUUCAAUUCACACCAUUCUUGCACAGCUCAAAGGGUGCUCGGCGUAGAGUUUGAUUUGGCAAUUGCUUUUUUUUUGGUCCCCUUUCUUUUUUCCCACUCUUUUGUUGGUUCAAAUUGAAUUUAAAGAUAUGAUUCAGUAACAUAAUCAUUGUAAAGUUUUAAAUUCUUGUUAGGCUGAUAAAUAGCAAGCUGUUCCUGA